Messenger RNA from Saprolegnia diclina VS20, 2136 nucleotides. RefSeq lists its product as hypothetical. The coding region runs from base 84 to 1985 and encodes 633 amino acids. The record is from RefSeq and is a predicted model, not a curated record. Gene Ontology annotation, cellular component: U4/U6 x U5 tri-snRNP complex. Gene Ontology annotation, biological process: mRNA splicing, via spliceosome. Lineage: Eukaryota; Oomycota; Saprolegniomycetes; Saprolegniales; Saprolegniaceae. The transcript is spliced from 6 exons.
CUGGAUCAUCCGGAUAUAAUGGCAAGGUAUCCGGAAAGCGACCUUGGGUUUGCCAGCCGCAAACCGACGAGUGGAGUGGUGCCAUGGACGCCAGCGGAGCCGCGAUGGACCAGCCACGGAAGAAGCGCAGCCGCUUCAGCGAGGCCGUGGAGCCUGCGCCAUCUGCUGCGGCCGUUGAUACUGCGAAGCGUCCCAAGAUCGAUCCGGCGGCGCUCGCAAAAGCGGCCGCGGCCGCGAUCUCCAAGCAGCUGCCAAAGCACUUGGAGGCGACCGUCGGCGACGCCGAGCGCAAGAAGGCUGCACUCGAGCGGCUUGCUCGGCAGCAGCACUUGAUCAAGUCCAUGCAAGCACAGAUUGGCCACGUCCAGGCUGCGGUGAGCAGCACGACCAAUUCUUUGAUUGGGCGCGGGUCGUUUCUCCCGGCGCCGCUGCUGCUCGAUAACGAGGGCCGCCAUAUUGACGCUGAAGGCAACGUGAUUGAAGAAAAAGUGGCGCCCGUCGCGACUCUCAAGGCCAACUUGGGCGCCGGCGCCGAGGCCGAGAAGGCCAAGCAAAAGAAGCCCGUGAACCCGUACCUUUCGUUCCGCAGCGUCGACCACCGAGACCGCGUCGAUACGGUCGACCCGCGCUUGAAGACACGCAACCGCGACACGCGCGGCGCCAAGAACUUUACCUUUGUCAAGCAAGGCACAUACAUCAAGCAAGGCGAACAACUCCGUGCGCGCGAAGCCAAGAAAAUGCUGGCGGGCUUCUCGUCCGGCCGCAACCCCAACGCGUACGUCAAGGAGUCCGUCGUGGACCUCGGUGACGACGAGGCUGGUGACGCCGCCGCCGCCGCCGCGACAGCCAACAGCCUCGAAGUGCCCAUGAAGCUCGAAGAGCCAGUGCCCGAGGUCGAGUGGUGGGACAUUCCGUACUUGUCCAAAGACAAACAAGAAAUGCUGGACAAGAACGGGUUCCUCAAGGGCCGCGGCCGCUCCGACGUGAUCGACUACGUCGCAGACAUGAAGCUCAAGUAUGCUGGCACCGCGCACUUGAUUGAGCACCCAGCGCGCAUCCGCGUCGGCCGGAAGGAGGCGCCCGUGACGCUGCCACUCAUGCUGACAAAAGCGGAGCGCAAGCGCAUUCGUCGCACGGCCCGCGCCGAGCGACUCAAGGAGGUCCAAGACAAGAUCGCACUGGGGCUUUUGCCCCCGCCGGAGCCCAAAGUCAAACUCAGCAACAUGAUGCGCGUGCUCCAGGACCAAGCGGUAUCGGACCCGUCGGCGAUCGAGCGCAAAGUCCGCGCCCAAGUCGCCCAGCGCGAGAAGAACCACGAGAUGCGCAACUUGGCGCGCAAGCUCACGCCGGAAGAGCGCCGCGAGAAGAUCAUGCGCAAGCUCAAGGCCGACGCGUCCGGCGACCUCCACGUCGCGCUCUUCCGGGCACCCGACCUCUCGCAUCCGCAGCACCAGUUCAAGGUGGACGUGAACGCCCAGCAACUACACCUCACGGGUGCCGUCGUGACUGUCAAAGAGAACCCGGAGCUCAACCUCGUCGUUGUCGAGGGCGGCCCCAAGUCGAUUAAGAGCUACGUCAAGCUCAUGUGCCGACGCAUCGACUGGGCCAAGCGGCCGCCCCCGCGCGCGCCCAAGGUCGACCCGAUGGACGCCACCAACGACGACGAUGCGCAGAACGAGACGGAGGAAGCCCUGACGCAAGACGAAGUGAUGUCGGAAGCGACGCAGCCGGCGCUGAAACGACCCAAGAAGAAGGCCAAGUGCUACUUGGUCUGGAAGGGCAUCGUCGCCAAGCGGGCGUUUGCUUCUUUCAAGUUUCAAGAAUGCAAAACAGCCUCGACCGCGCGCAAGGUGCUCGAAGCCAAGCACGUGGAGCAGUACUGGGACAUGAUUGAGAGCUACAACCCGCUGCUCGAGAACCCGCACAUGGCUGACGAAAACGAAAACGACGAUGACGACGACGACGAGAGUGACGACGACGAAUAACGCCGCUGGAGAUACGAACCCUCGGUGAGCAACCCCAACCCUUGACUCUAUUCGGUUCCUGGCUCGAGGUGCUACAUGCCAUGCGCAUCCUAGUCGCUACGCACAUGUUGGACCCGGAUAUAGACAAUAUGUGCAUGUGGUUACGAGGUAU